UCUUCCAAGAUACAUACCCUCCUUGCUUCCACAUUUAUUUAUAAAUAAAUCAAGGAGCACUUUACUUUCCUGUCGUCGCCUACUCCAUUAUUAUACCACCCUUUCCCUUCCCGAACGAAUCACUGCAAUUUCCCAGUUCUCGGUCACCGGAAAUGACUUGUCGUCGACUCCCGCUCGCCUUUUUGUUCUUUCUAUAUUUGGUAAUUUCCUCUCACUCCCUGGACUUUGAUGAUUUACACAAAAAGCACAAAUCCAAAAUCAAAGGUCCCAUCAAAACCCUAGUGAUUCUAGUCAUGGAGAAUCGCUCUUUCGAUCACGUCCUCGGCUGGCUCAAAUCAACCCGACCCGAAAUCGACGGCUUGACUGGAUCCGAAUCGAAUCGAAUCUCUGUCUCCGACCCCAACGCCGAUGAAAUCUUCGUCUCCGACGACGCGGUCUUCAUCGACUCGGACCCUGGCCACUCAUUCCAAGCUAUCCGAGAACAGAUUUUCGGUUCAAACGAUAGCCUCGCUGACCCGGCUCCAAUGAGCGGGUUUGCGCAACAAGCGAAGAGCAUGAGUGAAACCAUGUCGAAAGUCGUCAUGAGCGGGUUCAAACCGAGUCGGGUACCGGUGUACACCGAGUUAGCGAACGAGUUCGCAGUUUUUGACCGGUGGUUCGCGUCGGUUCCCGCGUCAACUCAGCCGAACCGGCUCUAUGUUCACUCAGCAACCUCACACGGAGCCAUGAGUAACGUGCGGAAAGACCUCAUCCAUGGAUUCCCUCAAAAAACGAUCUUCGACUCACUUGACGAGAACGGCCUCAGUUUUGGAGUUUAUUACCAAAACAUCCCCGCGACCCUUUUCUUAAAGUCGUUGAGGAAAUUAAAGCACGCAAUGAAGUUUCACAGCUACCAAUUGAAGUUCAAAUUGCACGCGAAGCUAGGGAAGUUACCUAAUUAUGUGGUGGUGGAGCAGAGGUAUUUCGAUGUGGAGUUAUUUCCAGCCAAUGAUGAUCACCCAUCACAUGACAUGGCGAGAGGACAGAGGUUUGUGAAGGAGGUGUACGAGACACUGAGGAGUAGUCCGCAGUGGAAAGAAAUGGCGCUUUUGAUUACUUAUGAUGAACAUGGCGGGUUUUAUGAUCACGUGCCUACACCCGUGCGCGGGGUGCCGAAUCCUGAUGGGAUUGUUGGACGUGACCCGUAUUAUUUCCAGUUUAACCGGUUGGGUGUUCGGGUUCCUACUCUUUUGAUCUCUCCUUGGAUUGACAAGGGUACUGUGAUACAUGAGCCAGCUGGGCCAAGACCAUCUUCUCAAUUUGAGCACUCUUCAAUCCCUGCAACGGUGAAGAAGCUCUUUAACUUGAAAUCGAAUUUCUUAACAAGGAGGGAUGCAUGGGCUGGUAGUUUUGAGAAUUACUUUUACCUACGUGACACUCCUCGUGAUGAUUGUCCAGAAACCCUGCCAGAGGUGACAACAUUAAUGAGGCCAUGGGGACCAAAAGAAGAUGCAAGCCUCUCAGAAUUCCAGGUUGAGAUGAUCCAGCUUGCGUCACAGCUCAAUGGUGAUUAUGUACUGAAUGCUUACCCAGAUAUUGGCAAAAGCAUGACAGUGGGUGAAGCCAACAGAUAUGCCGAGGAUGCAGUUAGGAGGUUCCUUGAAGCCGGCAGGGCUGCUCUAAGAGCUGGAGCAAAUGAAUCAGCUAUUGUUACAAUGCGACCUUCACUCACUAGCCGAAUUCCAGUGGGGGGUCCUGGUAACUACCAGAAAGCCUAUCAAGUUGUAGCAAACCAGUCUGUAUCUCCCAUCUCCCGCUUGCAACAACCAACCCUCUCUCCUACGAUACGAAUGGAGGUCUCAUGGGAACAAAGUGUGACAGACUCUAUCAAUACCAUUUACUUGCUCUUCUCAGCUUACUUGGUCUUUGUGAUGCAACUUGGCUUUGCCAUGCUAUGUGCUGGCUCAGUCAGGGCCAAGAAUGCCAUGAACAUUAUGCUUACAAAUGUUGUUGAUGCUGUUGUUGGGAGCAUCUCUUAUUACCUCUUCGGCUUUGCUUUUGCAUUUGGUGAUUGCACCAAUUCUAACCCUUUCAUAGGUACAACCUUCUUUGCUCUCAAAGAUAUUCCCAACACCUCUUACGACUAUAGUUACUUUCUUUACCAAUGGGCUUUUGCUAUAGCAGUUGCUGGAAUCACCAGUGGCUCAAUAGCCGAAAGAACCCAAUUCAGUGCUUAUCUUGUUUUCUCAUUUUUCCUUUCUGGAUUUGUGUACCCAAUUGUGGUUCACUGGGUUUGGUCAUCAAAUGGUUGGCUGUCUCCUAGUUCUGAUAUGUUGUUCGGCUCUGGUGCUAUUGACUUUGCUGGCAGUGGCGUGGUUCAUUUGGUGGGAGGGAUUGCUGGACUUUGGGGCUCUUUCAUACAAGGUCCUCGAGUGGGCAGGUUUGAUGCGUUUGGCAAGCCCGUGCCUAUGCGUGGGCACAAUGCAACUCUUGUGGUGCUUGGGACAUUCUUGUUGUGGUUUGGCUGGUUUGGGUUUAAUCCUGGUUCAUUUGGUAAGAUUCUUGUCGCCUACCCCAAUACAACCUAUCAAGGGAACUGGACCGGUAUUGGCCGGACUGCGGUAACAACUACAUUGGCUGGUUCGACCGCCGGACUCACAACCCUAUUUGGCCGGCGAUUACUAGUAGGCCACUGGGAUGCAUUAGAUGCUUGCAAUGGAUUGCUUGGUGGUUUUGUGGCCAUUACUUCAGGAUGUUCUGUCGUGGAGCCAUGGGCCGCGAUUGUAUGUGGGUUUUGUGCAGCUUGGGUCUUGAUUGGGCUCAACGUCUUGGCUCUAAAGCUGCAAUUUGAUGACCCAUUAGAGGCAACUCAGCUGCAUGGUGGGUGUGGUGCUUGGGGUUUGAUAUUCACUGGAUUAUUUGCCAAAAAGGAAUUUGUGAUCCAAGUUUAUAAUUCAGGUGAGGCGGGAGUGGUGAGACCCUAUGGCCUUUUAUUGGGCGGUGGAUGGGGUCUGAUCGGAUGCCAAGUGGUUGAGUUGUUGGCAAUAGUAGCCUGGGUUAGCAUAACAAUGGGACCAGUUUUCUUUGCACUUGAUAAGCUUAAGAUGUUGAGAAUAUCAAUUGAUGAAGAAGUAGCAGGCCUUGAUAUCUCUAGCCAUGGAGGCUAUGCCUAUACUACGCAUCCUGAAGAGAACCAUCCUCGCUUCUACGCAGAUUAUAUGCCUAUCCAAGGUCGAAAUCAUUCAUGAUUCAACAGCAUUUCUCCACUGUAUCAUUGGCGCUUUGGUUUGUUUUUUUUCCUUUUUCUUUCUGGUGAAUUCAAGUAUUUCUGCUCGUUGAUUCCUUUCCCAUUAAUUUGUUGUUCCUUCUUUAAGAAAGAGAACCUGCAUGUUCUUUCUGCUGUAAA
Molecule: messenger RNA, 3385 nt
Organism: Populus trichocarpa (black cottonwood)
Lineage: Eukaryota; Viridiplantae; Streptophyta; Magnoliopsida; Malpighiales; Salicaceae
Product: non-specific phospholipase C1
Exons: 4
Coding region: 153-3227 (1024 amino acids)
Biological process (GO): ammonium transmembrane transport; phospholipid catabolic process
Cellular component (GO): membrane
Molecular function (GO): ammonium channel activity; hydrolase activity, acting on ester bonds
Source: RefSeq, a predicted model, not a curated record